Molecule: messenger RNA, 1122 nt
Organism: Magallana angulata
Lineage: Eukaryota; Metazoa; Mollusca; Bivalvia; Ostreida; Ostreidae
Exons: 4
Coding region: 81-743 (220 amino acids)
Source: RefSeq, a predicted model, not a curated record
AAAAUGUAGUUUUAUUUGAAAUUAAGUAAUAUAUUGAACAAUGUAGUUAAUAUAUUUCAUAUUAGGAAAUAUUAGAAUCCAUGGAAAGUAGUCUUGUAUGCAGUUUUUCUUCAUUUUUACCUGAUAAAAGCAAGUGUACCACAUCACCUUAUUUCCCAAAUGAAAACAGUUUAGUGUACGUGAAAAACUGUAGGAGAAACAUUAAAAACCACCUCAAAUCAUGUAACAUAGGAGAUAUAGCUUCUGAGGGACAUUUGAUAUGUUACCGUGCUGGUGUUUUUUCGCUAUUUGGGGACUAUACCAUCUGUCCAUUUCAUCGAUACUCCCUUGGGAUACGAUGGAAGAAGAAGUCAUCCUGCUCACACCCGAGUCACAGUACAACGGCAAAGGCAGAGGUUGGGAGGAGCAUAACUUUGUCUAUGUCUCGGCACCUUCAUACAUUAUAUGGAUAUAUUGUCCCUAUUGGCUCAGGCUUGUGCAGUAGAUGUAGAAAAAAUGUAACCCAGGAAAUGAAAUGGUGCGAGUGCUGUAAAGAUGCAUCUUCUGCUCAAAUUUGCAAAAAUACCUCGGAUGACACCCCUGAAGCAACCUUACAGCAGUCCAGGAACCUCCAAACAAGGACAGAGAAUUAUGCUGAACAGUGCCAUUCAGAGACAGAGAAUUCCGCUGAACAGUGCCAUUCAGAGACUUUGUCACAGGUAUUUGCUUUGAUACUUGAUUCCCUAAAAAUUGUAUCCUCCUAGCCGGCACCCAAUAGGGAUCAGUCUGUCUGUCCGUCCAUCCAUCUGUCUUUCUGGUAUCACUUAUCUGGGGCAUAUUUUCUCUUCCCUUGGCCCAAUCUGGCAAAUACUUCACAGACAAAGUGCCUUCUGGUAAAGGUUGACUUGUGUAGUGACCUUGAAUCAAGUUUUUAUAUCAACCUUAAGGGACUAGCAGACCUUUAUUUGUCAAAAUCCUUGUCUUGACUUUGCUCUCUCUCUCUCUCUCUCUCUCUCUCUCUCUCUCUCUCUCUCUCUCUCUCUCUCUCUCUCUCUGACCCAAUGAAUCUCAGACUAGACCAGAAGACUGCCAGUAGGUAUUGGCUGUGAGGUGAGCAUGAAUCAAGUUUAUUCAUUGCCCAUA